Labrus bergylta (ballan wrasse) is the source of this 1205-nucleotide messenger RNA. NCBI's taxonomy places the organism in Eukaryota, Metazoa, Chordata, Actinopteri, Labriformes, Labridae. The record is from RefSeq and is a predicted model, not a curated record.
GAGAAAGUUUCGACUGGGAGUUCUGAAGAGUCACAGAUGCAUUCAGAUGCGCAGGUUUUUUUGUGAAUGAAAGACGAGAAGGGGGUCGUCUGCGCCUGUAGUGUCCCUGACAGGCGAGAUUACGGCCUGCUGGGGAUCGGACACUGACCUAUGACCCUGGUAAGAGAACUCAUGGACGAGCCGGACAUUGACGUUGAGGGACAGACGCACUUUGAUGCGGAGGAGACGAACGCAGAUUUCUCAGAGUUCAGGAAGAACAAUGCAGACUUAAAGCAAAGCGCUUCAUCCUGUAUCCCUUCAGACCGGGAGGGGGGAGACGUUGCUGUCCGGUUACUGGAUGGCCCCAGCAGCAGAACCGCCUCGGUGAAGCCCCCGUACUCAUACAUCGCUCUCAUCACCAUGGCCAUCCUCCAGAGCCCGAAGAGGAGACUCACCCUGAGUGAGAUCUGUGAUUUUAUCAGCCUGCGCUUUGCUUAUUAUCGGGAAAAGUUUCCCGCGUGGCAAAACUCCAUCCGCCACAACUUGUCUCUGAAUGACUGCUUUGUCAAGAUGCCCCGCGAGCCUGGAAACCCUGGCAAAGGGAAUUAUUGGACACUGGACCCCAUGUCCGCGGAUAUGUUUGAAAACGGGAGUUUUCUCCGGCGGAGGAAGCGCUUCAAGAGGCAGCACUUCUAUUUGGGAGCGUCAAAGGACUCCACGCUGCAGGAGCGCAGCCUGAUGCCCGUGUUUCCUUCACUCGGACCUCAAAGGAUUAAUUCUUGUCUCCAGGGUGCUGAUUUAUACCCGGACCUGGGUAUAAGUGGUCGUUUAAGCCUCCACACUCCGCCCAGCAUGCCACCUGUAAGCAGCAUAAUCCCCGCGCUCUCCUCGCUCCUCUCCAAAGACUUCCCAUCAUGUGUGACUUUCGAACAUAUGCAGUCAGGACGCUGCGCCGCUGCGCCAUCUUUAGCUCCAAACUCCUCGCUCAUGUCUCCUGUCUCUCUGCGCGGAUUGAUACCCAACUACCCCGUUUCUCAUUUGUUCAGUUUCCCUGCUGGGGUCAUAAAGAUGUCAUCUUAUUCAAUUCAAUAAUUAUCGUCUGUCCUGUUUUGCGACUCAGCUGGAAAAUAAACGUAGGCCUAAUCCGUGAAAUUUCACAUUUUAAAAAUAAAUAAAUAAAUAAAUAAGGAUGGCCUGAGCUGCAAAACGGGCCUCAAAAUUAAGUU